Saitoella complicata NRRL Y-17804 is the source of this 2415-nucleotide messenger RNA. Its product is annotated as PLP-dependent transferase. The transcript has 2 exons. Gene Ontology annotation, molecular function: molybdenum cofactor sulfurtransferase activity; molybdenum ion binding; pyridoxal phosphate binding. Lineage: Eukaryota; Fungi; Ascomycota; Saitoellomycetes; Saitoellales; Saitoellaceae. The record is from RefSeq and is a predicted model, not a curated record. The coding region runs from base 1 to 2415 and encodes 804 amino acids. Gene Ontology annotation, biological process: molybdopterin cofactor metabolic process.
AUGCCAAAUGGUUCAUACGCCUACAACUCCGGCAACGAUGUUCAGGAAGACGGGAAGACACUUGCAAGGCCCGCAGUGGCCGUGAGAGACCCCCCUCCGUACCCUACCUCUCGACGCAAGCUGCAAUAUCCAGACGACCUCGACACAAUCCGCGCCCGCGAAUACCCCCAACUCCUCCCCUCCGCCCUCUACCUCGAUCACGCCGCCUCAACCCCCCCACCCCUCUCCCUCCUACGUGCCCACCACCACACCCUCUCCACAACCCUCCUCUCAAACCCUCACUCAUCUCCCUACGCCUCGGCGGUCAUAGAUGCAGUGCGUGAGGAGUUAUUGGAGUUUCUGGGGUGUGAGGGGGGAAGAGCGGGGUGGGAAGUGGUGUGGGUUAGUAAUACUACGGCGGGGAUCAAGCUUGUUGGGGAGAUGAUGGAGGGGGCGUGUAGGGAUGGAGGAUGGGAUUUUGUGUAUCAUCGGGAGUCACACACUUCUAUCCUCGGCCUCUCAGGUCUCGCUUCGCACAGCACCUGCGUCGACGGACCACCAUCUUCUCACGCGGGACGACCGACCUUGUUCGCUUACCCAGCCCAAUCAAACUUUUCCGGAACGCGCUUCCCACCAACAUACACCCCCACCGCCUGCGCCCACGGCUAUCUAACCCUCCUCGACGCAGCCUCCCUCCUCCCCACAUCCCCACUGACACCCUACCUCGCCACCUCCCCCCCCGACUUCACCGUCCUCUCCCUCACCAAACUCCUCGGAUACCCAAAUCUUGCCGCACUCCUCAUCCGUCGGUCGGAGCGGACUGUGGAGAUGGUGAAGCGGAGGAGGUAUUUCGGGGGUGGGACGGUGGGUGGGGUGACGAGUGAUGGGUGGCAUGAACCUCGUGGUGAGAGCAUGGCGGAGGCGUUGGAGGAUGGGACAGUUAGCACCUCUGCGGUCUUGUGCGUGAGAGAGGGAAUAAGGUUCGUUAUGGAGACUUUGGGCGGGCUCGAACGUGUCCGGGCGCACACGUCGACGCUGGCGGCGUGGACUGCGGAGAGGUUACGCGCACUCCGUCACCCAGAUGGAGGAGGUGAAGUCGUGAGGAUCCACACGAGUGGGGAUUAUGCCGAUCCAUACACCCAAGGCCCCAUCAUCGCUUUCUCGAUACUUUCAGCUUCGGCCGAUGGUGGUGGUGUAGUGCCCCCAACUACUGUCGCCACACUCGCGGGGAUGGAGGGAAUCCAUCUCAGGACGGGUGGACUAUGCAACCCCGGCGCGACCGAGUUUUAUCUUGGGUUAACGCCGAAGGAUGUUAGGAGGGGGUAUUAUGAGCAGGGGACGCGGUGUGGUGAUGGGCGUGAUUUUAUUCGAGCCGUUGCGAAGCGGCGAGGGAAUGGCAAUGGGGCAGAGGAAGGGGAGGAGGAGGAAGUGGAGAGGGUUAGGGGUGUCGUCAGGAUUAGUUUCGGGGCGUGUACGACGUGGAGCGAAGUCCGUGCGUUCGUGGGGUGGGUCGAGCGGGUGUUUAUCUCUCCACCCUCAACAGCCCUCCUCACGCCUCCGCCUGACAACGAAGUGAAGAAGCAGGAGGUGAGAGUGGAGGCGUUGUAUGUGUAUCCGAUCAAGUCGUGUCACGCCUACGCACCUCCUCCACAAGAGCAACCAUGGCCGGUGGGGGAGCGUGGCUUGGUGUUUGAUCGUAUGUUCUUUUUGUUGGAUUUGAGAAGUGGACGGGGGAUGAGUCAGAAGACUUGUCCGGGUAUGGCACGGAUCAUCCCCACCCUCGACAUCGAGAUGGGGGUCAUGCGUGUACGAGUCCGGGGGUCAAAGGAGGAGUUUGAGGUUCCACUUCACCCAAGAGAAGGGGAGUUGGAGAUUUGGAAGGCACCGGCGAAGGUGUGCUAUGACACGGUCGAGUGUAAGAUCUUUACCGGCCCACGGAUCCAGAGGUUCUUCUCGGAUGCGUUGAGUACGCCCGACGCGAGGGUUACGUGCACACUAGCUAUCCCCUCCACACCGCGGCGAAUGACGAAUGAGUCCCCGUUGCUUCUCAUCAAUUCCACCAGUAUCGCUGUGCUGUGCGAUGGGAUGGAGAGGAUCCCCCCAGCUUCACUGUUUCGUCCGAAUAUUGUUGUUCGUACGCCGUUGCCGUUUGUAGAGGAUGCGAUGACGUCAUUCGUUCUCCACCAUCGCGACUCGACCCGCGGCGGGCGUGGCCUUGGGAUGACCAUGAAGAUGGAGGUUUCGGGUCCGUGUCGACGGUGUAAGAUGGUCAGUGUUGAUCAGGAGAGUGGAAAGGUGGAGUGGAAGGCGGUGUACGAAGCUAUGGUACGGAAACGGAUGAGGAGGGGGGUUGGGGUUGUGUUUGGGGUUGGUGUACGGCUUACGGGUCCAGCUGGGAUGGGGAACGGCAUUGAACUUGGGAUGGUGGUUGGAUAG